ACUGAGAAAACAACAGAAAAUGGAGGGAAAACGACACAGUCAUGUUUUCGGCUGAAAAUUCGCCAAGAACAAACGGAGACAACAUUUCUCUCCUCUCUCUCUCUCUAAUCGAAUUGCGUUCGUGGGAGAAAGAGAGAGCGAUCGCCUCUUCAAUCAAUUCGUAUGCAAACCUCUUAUUCGUACUGUCAUCUUUACGCACAAAAUACUGUGAUAUACGUACGUAUAGGGAUUACUGAUUAGGGAUGGAUUCGUUAAUGGGCAAGGUGGGGUCUUACUGGGUAGGCCAGAAAACCAGCAGCGAGGUCAAUUCCGUCGGCAAUGACCUCAACAAUGUGUCAAACAGUAUAGAAGGAGGAGCCAAAUGGUUGGUUAACAAAAUUAAAGGGUCAAUUCAAAAGCCACUACCAGAGCUGCUUAAGGAGUAUGAAUUGCCAAUAGGUAUUUUCCCUCGUGACACCACAAACUAUGAAUUUGAUGAAGAGACACGGAAGCUGACUGUCAAUAUACCGUCCAUAUGUGAAGUGGGCUACAAGGAUUCAUCUGUUUUGCGAUUUAAUACUACCGUAACUGGGUGUCUUGACAAGGGAAAGCUAACUGACAUUGACGGGAUUAAAACAAAGGUGAUGAUUUGGGUCAAAGUGUCUUCAAUUACGUGUGAUAACUCAAAACUCCAUUUCUCAGUUGGCAUGAAGAAAACCAGAAAUAGAGAUGCAUAUGAGUAUAACAAAGAUGGAAUAAGAGUAGAAAAGUUCUAGUGUUAUCGAAGUCAUUAUGAUAUACAUUGUGCCUCUUCUGGGAGCUGUUGGUAUUUCACUGUGUAAUUCUUACUUCUCAAAAUGAAAAUGUGUUUUGCAUUCUAUUUUUC
Molecule: messenger RNA, 865 nt
Organism: Ipomoea nil (Japanese morning glory)
Lineage: Eukaryota; Viridiplantae; Streptophyta; Magnoliopsida; Solanales; Convolvulaceae
Exons: 3
Coding region: 243-755 (170 amino acids)
Source: RefSeq, a predicted model, not a curated record